AAAGCAAUUUAUAUUUAUAAAUACGCGUUUUUGAAAAACACUAGCAACAAACUGCAUUUGAUUCAGGUUAGUACGUUUAUUGUCGCUUUGUCGUUCGUGAGGUGCGCUUCGCUCUUCUAUUGGAAUAUAUUAAAUCAAGACAGAAGAUGAAUAACGAAAUAUUUUUAUUUGACGACAUUCCGAACUGCGCAGGAGGCGAAGCACCUCUAAUAACCAAAUCGGAAGUACAACCUAGGAUCAUCUUCUACGAGAACCCUAGUGUGAAUAGUAAUAGUAGUUCCGAAGAAGAACAAGCACCACCGCCAUCACCAGCGGGGGCUCAAGGUAGCUCCACGGAAUCCAUGCCGAAUUCGACUCCUACUGUAACUGUUGAUGCUACCGGCAGUUCCGACUCUAGACCUUGUUCCAACGCGACAACAGCUGAAGCCCAUGACGGUGAACUGACUAUUGGACCUAUACACACUAUUCCUUUCAGAUGCUUUCAAAAAGCUUGCGUUGUGAAGAUCGUCUGCGCCUCUAUUUUAAUUAUAUUGGUUGGCAUCGCGGUCAGCGUCUGGGCUGUUCUAAGAUGAACUAAGAUGAACUAAUAUCAUACGACAUAGGCGACAUGUUAUUUAUUUUAACAAAUGAUGACCGUCCGAUGACAAAAGCCCCCCGUGCGUAUUCAGGGGCUUCAGGUACACAACAUAGUCCACUUAAAAUGUCAUUAUGUAAUAAUCAGCGUGAAACGACCAACAUUUUUAAGUAGUAUUAUUGAAUAAUGAUUAUUAUUCAAUAAUAACUACAGCGUUCAACGAAUAUGAUCCAUCAAAAUAUUUAUAUACACAUUUUAAAUCGUACCAAUAUUUUAAAUUUAUUAAAAA
This is a messenger RNA of Nicrophorus vespilloides, 863 nucleotides long. RefSeq lists its product as uncharacterized. NCBI's taxonomy places the organism in Eukaryota, Metazoa, Arthropoda, Insecta, Coleoptera, Silphidae. The record is from RefSeq and is a predicted model, not a curated record. The coding region runs from base 147 to 572 and encodes 141 amino acids. The transcript is spliced from 2 exons.